Molecule: messenger RNA, 1805 nt
Organism: Oryzias melastigma (Indian medaka)
Lineage: Eukaryota; Metazoa; Chordata; Actinopteri; Beloniformes; Adrianichthyidae
Product: TRIO and F-actin-binding protein
Exons: 11
Coding region: 50-1783 (577 amino acids)
Biological process (GO): positive regulation of substrate adhesion-dependent cell spreading; actin filament organization
Cellular component (GO): actin cytoskeleton
Molecular function (GO): actin filament binding
Source: RefSeq, a predicted model, not a curated record
UUUUUUUACUUUGCAUUUAACUUCUAGACGCUGCUGUUCAAAGGGAUGGAUGUCUAUUCUGGAUGAACAGGGAAAGUGGAGAAAGCACUGGUUUGUACUUGCUGAUACUUCACUGAAAUACUACAGAGACUCAGAAGCUGAGGAGUCAGAUGACUUGGAAGGAGAGAUCGAUCUGACCUCUUGUGUCAAUGUGUCAGACUGUGAUGUAGAGAGGAACUACGGACUGCAAAUACAAACAAAAAGGGCGCUGUUCACUCUUUCUGCAAUAACAUCUCGGAUUCAGCAGAAUUGGGUGAAGCUAUUAAAGCAGGCAGUCAAGAACAACGCUCUCCAAUCAGACUCCAGCAGCGAGAAAGAGAACCCUCUCUCCCAGAGACCGUCGUCAAGCCAACCACCUGCUCGCUUCACCUGCAACAGCUCUGGAGGUGAACGUACCACUUCCACCUACACCGCCACAGCUGCGAACCCCAUCCGUGAGGACGGCCAAACAGCAGACGGCGCAGAUUUGUCUCCGACCAGUCAGAGAGAAGAGGGGGAGGGCUGGGAUCGUGAGCAAGCAAAGCGACUGGAGGAGAGGAACAAGUGGUUUGAGGAGGGGGCGUCUCUCGGUGAGAUGAGCAGCAGGUGGGACUCCAUGGAGCUGAAGAGGGGAAGCGUACCUGUUCCAGUUACUGAAACCAUAGACUCUGAGCUCAACAGGAAGUGGGCCGAAUUUGAGACUUUGUCAUUCAGUGACAUGAGCCCACAGUCGCUCAUGGGUGCCCAGAAUUAUCAAUCGGAAACCCAACAGCAGUUUAUAGAUGAUCCCCGAACUCCCCACCUAAAGUCUGAGGAGAUUGAACAGUCUGAAGCACGUUCACUAACCAGCAUAUCAGAGGGGGAUCCUCAAUCUGAAAACGGUGUCCAAACCCCCACAGCUGAAACUCUGCAGAAGGAGGCCGUCUCUCUCCGACACCAAGUGGAGAGCAUCAAGAGGGAGCGUGCAGCCAUGAGGAUGGAAGUGGACAGCCCCUGUGGUCCCACGGCCCCCUGCAGAGCUUGGCUGGAAGAAAUGGAGGCCUCCCAUCGGAAAGCUCUGCAGGAGCUGCAGGAGAAGCAUGCCAGGGAGGUGAAGCAGCUGGAGGAGGAGCGAGAUCAGUUGUUGCUGGUGGAGAGGCAGGCGGCUACAACAGCUAUGGAGGCGCUUAAAGCAGCUCACAGAGAGGAGCUGGAGAGGGCCAGGAGGCUGUGCGGAGAAACGACUCACAUGGAUUCUUCAUAUAAAGACCAAAUGCCUCGGGCAGAUGCCUUGCACGGCGAAUUAAACGCACUGUCAGAGCAGUACUCACAGAAAUGCCUGGAACUAAGCUGCACAGAGCAGAACAGCAAGAGACGAGAGGCUGAGCUGGACUUUAAGAAGAGAGAGCUGCAGCAGCUGCAAAGAGAGAACCAGGAGCUGAAGACCAAGCUGGCAGCAGAAAUCAGUCGAAUGCGUCAUUUCAUCACAGGCCAGAGAUCGGAUGUGGUUUCCCUUGGCAACACUGAGCACACAGUGUCAGAUUUAGAGACGCUGCUAAAAGCAAAGGAAAAUGAGGUGCAGUAUCUACGAAAAGAAAUGACCUGCCUUCAAAAUCAAGUACAAACUCUUACCAAGGAAAAGGACGCAGCUUACGAGCGUUACAAAGAAGCAUAUGUGGAGCUGACUGCCACGAGGGGCCGCGGCCAGCUGGAGAUGAACGCCCUCAAUGAACACCUGAGGCUGACCAAUGCUGCACUUCAGGAGGAAGAAAGACAAACCUUAUAACCAACAUGGAUAGCACUUCAAA